UCUUCCUGUCAGUUACUUGGACACUUUCAUUUGAAUGGGAUGCACAAGACUGCAGAUGUGAUUUUGGGAGGACUGUUUCAAGUCCACUUUUUUUCAAGCAUUCAGGACCUGUCUUUUACCUCACAGCCACAGCAGCCUAUUUGCCAUGGUUUUGAUGUCUUAGGAUUUAGGCAGGCACAAACCAUGGCGUUUGCUAUUGAUGAAAUCAACAGAAACUCCAAGCUGCUACCUAAUGUGACUCUGGGAUAUACUCUUUAUGAUAACUGCCUUGAACUUGGAAUUGGAUUCCGUGCAGCACUGUCAUUAGCCAGUGGUCAAGAGGAGAAAAUUAUAUUAGAUAAUAAAUGUGCUGGAAAUCCUCUGGUCAUAGGGAUUGUUGGUGAUUCUUCCUCUACACGUUCUAUUGCUAUCUCCACUGUCUUAGGUUUGUACAGAGUGCCAAUGGUGAGUUAUUUUGCCACAUGUUCCUGCCUGAGUGACCGUCAAAAGUAUCCAUCCUUCUUUCGGACAAUCCCAAGUGAUGCUUUCCAGGUACGUGCUAUUAUUCACAUCCUAAAACAUUUUGGCUGGACUUGGGCAGGUCUGCUUAUCAGUGAUGAUGAUUAUGGACUUCACGCAGCCAGAGCCUUUCAAUCUGAGCUGAGUCUGUCAGGUGAAGGUUGCCUGGCCUAUGUUGAAGUUUUGCCCUGGGACAAAGACACAGAUGAAUUAAGGAGGAUAGUGGAUGUGAUUAAAAAAUCCACAGCUCAUGUGGUCAUUGUCUUUGCGCAUGAGAGUCAUAUGAUCAAUCUUAUGGAAGAGGUAGUGGCAAACAAUUUAACAGGGUUGCAGUGGAUGGCCAGUGAAGCCUGGACAGCAGCUGCUGUGCUACAAACACCUCAACUUAUGCCAUACCUGGGUGGUACACUGGGUAUUGCAAUUCGUCGAGGAGAAAUACGAGGGCUGAGGGAAUUCCUGUUACAAGUACGUCCCAAUCUACACCACAGCACUAGCUACGGAAGAAGUAUGUUUUGGGAAUUCACAUUUCAGUGCAGAUUUGCACCACCUCCAGCAGGCUGGGUGGAAGGUGGAGGUACAAUAUGCACUGGACAGGAAAAUCUUGAAAAUGUGGACACUGAGUUCUUGGACGUUUCCAAUCUGCGGCCUGAGUACAAUGUGUACAAAGCUGUUUAUGCUCUGGCGUAUUCCCUUGAUGAUAUGCUUCAGUGCAAGCCAGGAAAAGGAUCUUUCAGUGGGGACAGCUGUGCAACAUUACACACACUGGAACCAUGGCAGCUUGUUUAUCACUUGGAAAGGGUGAACUUCACCACUUCAUUUGGUGAUCAGGUGUCAUUUGAUGAGAAUGGCGAUGCAUUACCAAUUUACGAUGUGAUGAACUGGAUGUGGCUCCCUGAUGGAAGCACUAAAGUUCAGAAUGUGGGUGAGGUUAAGAGGUCAGCUUUCAAAGGUGAAGAGCUCAUACUUGAUGAAGACAAAAUAUUCUGGAAUUUUGAAUCCAAAAAGCCACCUCGAUCAGUAUGUACUGAGAGCUGUCCUCCUGGUACCCACAUGGUGAGAAGGAAGGGGGAACCCAAAUGCUGCUUUGACUGCAUCCCUUGCUCUGAAGGAAAAAUCACUAACAAGAGCAACUCCUUGGAGUGUACCAGUUGUCCAGAGGAUUUUUGGUCAAACCCCGAGCGUGACUACUGUGUUCCAAAGAAGACAGAGUUCCUCUCCUACCAUGAGCCUCUGGGUAUUUGUUUGACAGCAACCUCAUUACUGGGCACAUUUGUAUGUGCUGUUGUUCUGGGGAUCUUUAUCUACCAUCGCAGAACACCCAUAGUGCGUGCCAACAAUUCAGAACUUAGUUUCCAGCUAUUGUUGUCACUCAAGUUGUGUUUCCUGUGUUCACUGUUGUUCAUUGGACGACCCAGGCUGUGGACAUGCCAACUCAGGCAUGCAGCAUUUGGGAUCAGCUUUGUGCUUUGUGUCUCAUGCAUCCUGGUAAAAACCAUGGUUGUUCUGGCUGUGUUCAAAGCCUCCAAGCCAGGAGGGGGAGCCAGUCUGAAGUGGUUUGGUUCAAUGCAACAGAGAGGAACAGUUCUGUUUCUUACAUCUAUUCAGGCAGCCAUCUGCACUACCUGGCUUGUCUCUUCCUCUCCAACUCCACAUAAGAACACCCAAUACCACAACGAUAAGAUCAUUUAUGAGUGUGCAGUUGGGUCCACUGUUGGUUUUGCAGUGUUAUUGGGCUAUAUUGGUGUGCUGGCUGUCCUCAGUUUUCUAAUUGCAUUCCUGGUAAGGAAUCUCCCUGAUAGUUUUAAUGAGGCCAAGCUCAUCACAUUCAGCAUGCUGAUCUUCUGUGCUGUGUGGGUGGCCUUUGUUCCUGCUUAUAUCAGCUCACCAGGUAAACUUGCAGAUGCAGUGGAGGUAUUUGCCAUCUUGGCCUCAAGUUUUGGACUCUUGAUUACACUGUUUGGGCCGAAAUGUUACAUAAUCCUGUUGAGACCAGAGAUGAACACAAAGAAAGCUAUAAUGGGUCGUGGCAUUGACUCAUAAAAAAGUCUAUUUCAAUAGAAAGAAGAAGUAAUUAUGUCUUUUUCAUAUAGAUAGAAAAACAAAUAAAUAAAAAUGAUACAUUUAAAUAAGAUAAUGUUCUUUUUAAAUCUCUGUGCUGAUGUCACAUGACUGCAAAUGUACAAUUAUGGUGAUUCAUUCCAUCCAUCCAUCCAUCCAUCUUCAUCCGCUUUAUCCGAAGCCGGGUCGCGGGGGCAGCAGCCUAAGCAGAGAAGCCCAUACCUCCCUCUCCCC
Oreochromis aureus is the source of this 2790-nucleotide messenger RNA. Its product is annotated as extracellular calcium-sensing receptor-like. Gene Ontology annotation, molecular function: G protein-coupled receptor activity. Gene Ontology annotation, cellular component: membrane. NCBI's taxonomy places the organism in Eukaryota, Metazoa, Chordata, Actinopteri, Cichliformes, Cichlidae. The record is from RefSeq and is a predicted model, not a curated record. Gene Ontology annotation, biological process: G protein-coupled receptor signaling pathway. The coding region runs from base 40 to 2538 and encodes 832 amino acids. The transcript is spliced from 9 exons.